Eutrema salsugineum is the source of this 1373-nucleotide messenger RNA. RefSeq names its product BTB/POZ and TAZ domain-containing protein 5. Lineage: Eukaryota; Viridiplantae; Streptophyta; Magnoliopsida; Brassicales; Brassicaceae. The coding region runs from base 222 to 1373 and encodes 383 amino acids. Gene Ontology annotation, molecular function: protein binding. The transcript is spliced from 5 exons. The record is from RefSeq and is a predicted model, not a curated record.
UUUCUCGCGAAUAUUUUUCCAUCUCAAUCAGAAGAUUACAAAGGAAAGCAGAAUUAUAAUCCAUUUUGACAACCAUAGUUAUUCAGAGUAGAAGAAGAAGAAGAAAAAAGCAUUGUUUGGAUUUUAAUUUUCUUCUAAUCUGAUCUCCAAGUGAAGUUGAACAAAUUAAACUGAUCAUUAAUAUCCGAAUUUAAAUCCUAAAUCUAAGGAAAAAAUAAGAUAUGGAGAACAUCGACAAAAUCUCACCGGAAUGUUCACCGGAAAAUGUAUCAGCACCACCAUCAUCACCACCUCCUCCUCCUUUUGUAAAAUCAAAUUCCAAAACCAAGUCGAAGAGAUCAACGGAUAUGUUCUUGCAAAGAAGCCAUAGCUUUGCUUCUACAGCUACAAGAGAUUCAUGGGAUCGUAUGUUCGACGAAGCUCAUGGAGCUGAUGUUUUGAUACAUACAGAUGAUAAUGGUUUGAUUUACGCGCAUUCCAACGUCAUCGGUAUGGCUUCAGAUGUAAUCAGAGGAAUGAUGAAGCAAGAUAAGAGAAAAUCUCAUCGCAAAUCAAUCUCAAUCCUCGGCGUUCCUCACGACGCUGUUCGAGUUUUCAUUCGAUUCUUAUACUCUUCUUGUUACGAAAAGCAAGAUAUGGAAGAUUUCGCAAUGCAUCUUCUUGUGCUAUCUCAUGUCUACGUGGUUCCGCAUUUGAAACGAUUUUGCGAAUCGCAAUUCGAAAACAGUUUGCUCAACAUAGAGAAUGUAAUCGACGUGUUUCAGCUAGCUCUUCUCUGUGAUGCUCCUCGUCUUGGUCUUCUCUGUCACAGAAUGAUUCUAAAGAGCUUUGAAGAAGUAUCAACUUCUGAAGGAUGGCAAGCAAUGAAACAAAGCCAUCCUAGUCUCCACAAAGAGCUUUUACGCUCUGUCGCUUACGAGAGUAACAGCUUGAAGCAAAGAAGCAGGAAACAGAAAGAGAGACAGACAUAUACUCAGCUGUACGAUGCAAUGGAAGCUUUUGUUCAUAUAUGUAGAGAUGGAUGCAGAGAAAUUGGUCCAACAAAGAUGGAAAACCCGCAUGUCUCGUGCGGGUUUCAAGCGUGCAACGGUUUGGAGAAGCUAUUGAAACAUUUGGCGGGAUGUAAACUGAGAUCAAUCCCUGGGGGUUGCAGCCAUUGCAAGAGAAUGUGGCAGCUUCUGGAACUUCAUUCGCGUAUUUGCGUUGACUCGGAACAAUGCAAAGUCCCUCUUUGCAGUAAUUUCAAGGAGAGGAUGAAGAAACAGAGCAGGAAAGAUGAGAAAAGAUGGAAGCUUUUAGUGAAGAAUAUGUUGAGCACCAAGAGAAUUGGAGGAUCUCCAUUCUUUUUGCAGGCAAUUGAUGUUACUUUAUGA